Messenger RNA from Marchantia polymorpha subsp. ruderalis, 2530 nucleotides. The record is from the annotation of a GenBank genome assembly. Lineage: Eukaryota; Viridiplantae; Streptophyta; Marchantiopsida; Marchantiales; Marchantiaceae.
GCCAGUACGGUAGGAAGAUCUCCCUCACAUGCUUCAGGUCAUCGUCUUCUCUGUGUCAGCCAGCUAUGGAGCAAGGAUACGUAUACCUAGGCUCACGCUUCUCAGCCCUUUGGUAUUUUGCUGGCGAAUGAACACUCCGCACAUGGGCAGAUUGAUGUUUUCUGGAAGGAACUCUCUCGUCGACCCGCGAGAGCCUUUAAAUGGCGGAGGCUAGAUCUUUGCAAGACACCAGAGCUGCUCGAUCUGGUCACUCAUUGCAAGGACUUGCAGUCUGAAUAAUCUUGACGUUUGCUGAGAAUGGCACCAUCUCUUCACGUAUGAACGAGACUCCCGUCCUGCUCUACGCCUUCGGUCUUGGGCAGAACCUCGUCCUCUCCGAAAAGCUGAAUGCCACUCAGUCAACUUAGCUCCUCAAGGUCUGAGACGUCCACGCUCGUAAACAGGAACCUUUGGAUGCGAUUCCACCUCUGAGUGCAUCGACCGGAGGAUGAAGAAAAUGGCAACCUCGAGGAAAGUGCCUUCGGUAAUUGCUGUAUUAUGCCUCGGAUUGAUAGCGGCUGUCGAGGGGCGAUAUAGUUCUGGCCUGUGCGACGAAGGCGACAGCAAUGUUCUGUUGGAGUUCAAGGCAGAGUUCAGCGACGAGGCGGGGCAGCUAGAAACCUGGAAGGAAGGAACGAGCUGCUGCAGCUGGGAUGGAGUCAACUGCAACUUCAAUGGUCGCGUGCGAGGUCUUCGACUUCUGAAUCGAAAUCAUCUGGAAGCACCGAGCAUGAUCGCGAUCCCCAACGCCUCCACAGCAGCAGGAGCAUCCUUGGGUAGAUUGGUGGCUCUCAACUACCUCAUCGCUGAAGGAGUCUACUUCAACGGGCCCAUUCCGAGCUCAUGGGGGUCCCUGCAGCUCCUGACGCACUUGAAUUUGGUGGAUCCUAACUUCACUGGAUCCAUCCCUCCAGAGAUCGGUAACAUGAGGGAGCUGCGAAACCUGCAGCUCGAUGGAGGAGAGCUGGAAGGCUCCUUGCCUUGGGAGAUUUGCAAGCUGGCCAACUUGACAGUUCUUCAAAUAAUCGGUAAUAAGCUCACGGGUGGUCUUCCUCCGUGUAUGGGCAACUUGACAGGCAUUCAGGAGAUCAGCUUCGGGUCCAACUUCUUAGGGAGCAAUAUACCAUCAUGGAUCGGAAAUCUAGUCCACUUAACAAAGCUCACGCUCUCAGAUAAUCUCUUCUCGGGACCAAUCCCCCCGUCCAUAGGUCGUCUGACGGAUCUGAAACAACUCCUCCUGUCCGAUAAUAUGCUGUCAGGCAGUAUUCCCCAGGAGAUUGGCAACAUGACGGAGAUCACCGACCUCGCUGUUGAGAACAACUAUCUCUCCGGGAGAAUCCCUUCGGCACUCGCCAACUGCAAGAGUCUCAGAUUCUUGGGCCUUCAUGACAACGAGCUUAGCGGCUUCAUUCCCAAAGAGCUCGGGUUCCUGCCACAGCUAACUCUUCUGCAGCUCUUCAACAACAACCUCUACGGGCCACUUCCAGCAGAGCUCGGAAGCAUCCCGGAAGAGAAUAAUUUAUCCAUCGAUGUUUCUAAUAACAGUUUAUCCGGUCCUAUACCCGACACUCUAUCGUCCAUCGGCGCCCUCUAUGCUGCCAAUAAUUAUUUCACCGGCGGAUUCCCCCUGUCACUUGCUGCCAAGGCCUUCAGCGUGGACCUCAGCAACAACAGGCUCAGCAGCGUUUGGCAGGUCGGAGCGAUGCCGGAGAAUCCUCAGCUGCACCAGCUCAGUCUGGGGUCGAACAGAUUGACAGGGCAGAUUCCUACCUGGUUGUCUUCGUUGGUGAACCUGGGGACGCUGGACCUGUCGAACAACGAGCUCAAGGGAGGCAUCACCCCUUCGCUUCUCGCUCUCAAGAGUCUCACCUCGCUCAACAUAUCUUCAAAUCCAUUGCACGCGGAUCUCCCCACUUGGUCUCCCAACUUCACAGGGAACAUUGGCUCACUGGACUUGCAGGGUGCUCUUCUCACCGGGCCCCUGCCCGCUAAGUUCCUCGAUGGUUUCCCUAAUCUAUUUCACUUGGAUCUUUCCGACAACUUCCUGGUCGGCGAAUUGCCCAGCAAUAUCGGUGAUCGAGUGUCUCUGACGUACCUCGAUCUUUCUAGUAACAAGUUCUGGGGCUUAGUUCCAGCGGCCAUUCACAACUUAUCGCAGUUAUCAUACCUAGACUUGUCAAAUAACUACUUCAUGGGACCGGUUCCUUCCAAGCCCUAGUCCGAGACAUGGAUCCAUGUCUCGGACUUGAGUGCAUGGGGCGAUGACGGAGACCUGAAGCUGACCAAAAGUUGCAGGUCUGUUGCUAUCGCAUUGACACUCCCAGCAAGUACUGCUUGGACACUGGCAGGGCUCAGUUCGCUGUUAGUGGUUAAUUUAGAUCCUAUAUUGUUGAACAUGAGUGUGUCUCUAUUGCAUCGAAUCGAUGUGGAAAAUAAAAGGCAGCAGGUAGAUUGCUGUGCAUCAGCCUUGAACUGUCUGCUUCAUUUGCUC